CUUAAUGCUUAUAUAUUGUUCUUAAGAAAAACUGGCUUGGUAUAUAAAAGGAAGUCUUCUUAAAAGAUAGUCACAACUCACAAGGCAAGACACAAAAAACUUUUCAAGAGGAGAAACCCAAACAAAGAAAAAAAAUCUCAAUCUUGGGUGCUUUUGAGAAAACAAUGGAUAGGCUUGAUGGUCCACCACGGCUCAUACUAGUCACUGAUCUUGAUUGCACUUUGGUUGAUCACGAUGAUCCUGAAAACACCGAUCUCCUUAGAUUCAAUUCCCUAUGGGAAGCUCAUUACCGCCAUGAUUCACUCCUUGUUUACUCCACCGGAAGGUCUAUGCGUUCUUACUUGAGUCUGAGAAACAAGAAGCCCUUGUUGACUCCCGACAUCGCCAUUACUUCCGUCGGUUCUCAGAUUGCGUACGGCGGUGGCGAGUCGAUGGUGUCGGAUGAUGUUUGGGUGGGUCGUAUGGGUGAAAUGUGGAACAGAGAGAUUGUUCUCGAGGAAACUUCUAAGUUCACACAUCUUGAACCGCAGCCAGACAAGAGCCAAGAGCAGCACAAAGUGAGUUUCUUUGUGGAUAGAGAACAUGCUUUGGAAAUAAUGAAUGUUCUUCCAGGGAGAUUAUUGGAGCGUGGGGUGGAUGUGAAGCUGAUCUAUAGCAACGACUACGCUUUAGAUGUUUUACCAAAAGGAUCUGGCAAAGGAGGUGCUCUGACUUAUCUACUUGAAAAGCUGGAGAGUGAAGGGAAGCAGCCUUGUAACAUACUUGUCUGUGGUGACUCUGGUAACGAUGCUGAGCUCUUCAACAUUCCUCAAACAUAUGGUGUAAUGGUUAGCAAUUCACAUAAUGAACUAUUAAAAUGGCAUGAAGAGAAUGCAAAGGAUAAUCCGAAAAUCAUUCUUGCCUCCGAGAGAUGUGGAGCUGGGAUGAUUGAAGCCUUACAGAGGUUUAACUUGGGACCAAGCGUCUCCCCAAGAGAUGUUUUGGAUACAGAGAACUUCCACGUGGAUGUUUUGGAUCCUGCUCAUGAGGUGGUUCUGUUUUAUUUGCUGUACGAGAAAUGGUUAUGUGGAGAGGUGGAGAAGUCUGAUAAGUACUUGCAGAACUUGAAAUCGAUCUCUAGUCCACUUGGUAUGUUUGUUCAUCCGUCUGGAGUUGAGAAACCGAUACAUGAGUGGAUAGAUGAUUUGGAGAAUUUACAUGGGGAAGGGAAAGAGAAGCAGUUUCGCAUUUGGUUGGAUAGAGUCUCGGCUUCUCUUAUCAGCCCAGAGACAUGGAUUGUAAAAUUUGACAAGCAUGAGUCAUCUGAGGGAAAAAUACGGUCUUGUUGCACAAGAGUCUUACUAAGUUGUCAGGAGGAAAAGGAAAAGCUGACGUGGAUGCACAUCCAGCAAUCAUGGUUGGAUAAUUCAUGUUCAGAUGAUCAAGACAAAUGGAUUUUCUGAAACUGGACUGACAUAUUAAGCUGAUGGUACUUGUUUGGGACAAGAGCUAACCACAAAGACAUUGUGUUUGUUCUGUUAUGUAUUGUUUUCAUUGAUACUGGUUUUACAUAUUUUAAGAAGUAAUAAUCAAAGAAGAUUGUGCCUGAAGUGGUCUGCAUUGGAUCAUAAUUGGUUUGUCAAGGACCUGUUGGGUACAACAAAAUCCUACAUUUACUUGGUUCAUGUAAUCUGCUAACUCUUGGUUUUCUCCUUUGUUCAUUUGUUCUGUACUUGUUGACUGUUGUCUUCAUGACACUGAUUAAGAAAGAAUGUGUGUUUGAUUUUU
Molecule: messenger RNA, 1767 nt
Organism: Eruca vesicaria subsp. sativa (arugula)
Lineage: Eukaryota; Viridiplantae; Streptophyta; Magnoliopsida; Brassicales; Brassicaceae
Source: the annotation of a GenBank genome assembly